This is a messenger RNA of Wallemia mellicola CBS 633.66, 811 nucleotides long. RefSeq names its product PTPLA-domain-containing protein. Gene Ontology annotation, molecular function: 3-hydroxyacyl-CoA dehydratase activity. The transcript has 3 exons. The coding region runs from base 22 to 726 and encodes 234 amino acids. Gene Ontology annotation, biological process: very long-chain fatty acid biosynthetic process; fatty acid elongation; sphingolipid biosynthetic process. Gene Ontology annotation, cellular component: endoplasmic reticulum membrane. NCBI's taxonomy places the organism in Eukaryota, Fungi, Basidiomycota, Wallemiomycetes, Wallemiales, Wallemiaceae. The record is from RefSeq and is a predicted model, not a curated record.
CUCUUGCACUUGAACUUUGAUAUGGGUGGUGGUAUAAAGUUCUACUUAGCACUAUUUAAUGCAGUAUCUACAUUAGGAUGGACUGCUGUGUUAGCUUUAACAAUAAAGCAUCUCUACGAUGGAAACGUUACCGUUCCAGUGCAGGAAUCACCAGUAACAUACUUUAAGAGCGCAUUUAACAGCCAAUUCUGCGGUGAACUUCUCUCAAAAGCACGCACUACGUAUUUUGAUAUUGGUAGUAUCGUACAAUUCGUACAAAGUAUCGCUAUUCUUGAGGUUGUGCACGUUAUCAUUGGCUUCGUGCGUUCACCACUUCCAACCACAGCAAUGCAAGUAGCUAGCAGACUUUACAUCGUAUACUACAUUGCGCCAUUGUUUGUUCAAGCCCAAUAUAACUUUGUCUACACGACGAUGAUAAUUGCGUGGUCAUUGACAGAAAUUAUCAGAUACUCAUUCUACACUACGUCACUCGUUGGAUGUAAAUCAAGCGUACUCAAUUGGUUGAGAUACACGACUUUCUAUGUACUCUACCCACUUGGUGCUGGUUCAGAAGCCACCUUGAUCGCGUCUACGAUGCCAAAAGGCUUACCAAAUAACAUAAACUGGCCAGCAUCAGAUAUCAUUAGAUCCUGGUUCUUUAUUGGUUGGUGGCCAGGAUUAUAUAUCAUGUACACCCAUAUGAUGCGUCAACGCUCAAAAGCAUUAUCAAAAGCUAAAACUAAUUAAUUUUUAUUUUUACAUUUUGUCAAGACAUUUAGAUUACCAGCUUGUCCGCCGACGCUCACGAUCGAAGUGCGAAAAUGGAAACGUU